Messenger RNA from Moneuplotes crassus, 707 nucleotides. The record is from the annotation of a GenBank genome assembly. NCBI's taxonomy places the organism in Eukaryota, Ciliophora, Spirotrichea, Euplotida, Euplotidae.
AAUUGGAUCAACAUGAACAUAGGCAAAAGAAGAAUCAACUGGGAGAAAUGGACCAUAUUCUGAAUAUUUAUUAGUCUUAUUGUUAUUCAGGUUGUCAAUGUCGCCCUAGAGCAAGUUAUGACUCAUGAUAUGUACCUGGGGAUACUCUCUGUUGUAAGAGUUAUGCUAAUAGGUCUGAAUAGGCUCACGUUAAUACCUGUCUCAAAGAAAUUAAUGCACUUUAAUACAAUCUUAACAGUGAUGGCAUACAUAUACUGACAAUACUUGACAUGGAAUGCUGUCCAGCCCUCUGGCAUGAAAGUUGUAUAUUCAAUUCUGUCAGGGAUUCAGAUUUUCACAGUAUUCAUACUAGCAAAAUGGUACAUUAAUUGUGAGAGGACGGAAAGCUGGAAAUAUUUUAGAACCGGAACCAAAGCUCAAGAGUACAUACCUUUAGACCAAUUCCAAUAUGGAAAUCUGUCUAAAGGCAGAAUAUCAGAAGGUCCUAGCCAAGGAGUGACUUACCAGCACACUGCUGAGUUAAAAGAAGGUAAAAUCGUGGUACGAGUCAAACCAAUCUCUGAGAUAAUCCAAAAUGAUGUGGAAUGAAAUGAGAAAGAUGAGUUAGUCUCCUCAGUGGAUAAGAUUGACCAGUACGACCGUAGGUCUGGACAUAGCAUAUUUCUUAGUUAAAGUAAUUCACCUAUUUUCUUAAAGUUUCAACCAUA